UGGACUUAUUCUUUUGGAAAAACACCACAUCAGGAUUCUUCUAUACUAAAUCAGCUUACACCACUUACCUUCACCACUCCAAUCUUACUCCAACCCACUCGCACAAUCUACUCAAUGGGUAUGCAAAAUUGAUGCUUUAAACAAGGUUAAAUUUUUCAUGUGGCUUCUUCUCACUAAUAAAUUACCAACCGCUGAAAACUUCUUCCAUCGUAAUAUAAUUCCGUCUACCACCUGUGCUUCUUGUCCAAAUACUACUGAAACAUUAAUCCAUUUAUUCAUAAAUUACUCAAAAGCAAGAUCCAUUUGGGAGCAUUUAAACUUGCACAUUCCCGCAAAUCAUAUGGAUUCUCAAAUAUUACAUCUCUGCACAGCACAUACAAAAUGCAUUGUCAUAAAUAACCAAUCACUUCCUUUAAACGUCUUAACCCCCAUUAUUCUUUGGUCCAUUUGGAAAAAUAAGAAUCCAAGCCUCUUCCAAAAUUCCACUAAACCAAUAACUCACCAUGACAUAAUAUUCAAAACAUUGGAGUAUUACCACCUAGAGUAUAAGCACAAGAAAAAAAAUAUCCGCGGAACCAAGACAAUUCGAUGGACUCCACCCCAAAGGGUUAUUUUAAACUUAACAUAGAUGGUGCUUUUGAUGUAAGCACAAAAACAGGAGGGGGAGGUGGUCUUAUCCGAAAGAAUAAUAUAAAGUGGAUAAUUGGGUUCGCAUCUCAAUACCACUCUCACUCUGCAGUUCACAUGGAAUUAAUGGCAUUACACAAUGGUCUAAAGCUGGCAAUGAACCAUACAUUAACUCCACUUAUUGUGGAGACGGACUUGCAGGCAUUUACUGGAGGAGGAGCUGGGCAGGCCACAGGUGGGCCAUAUUUUUUGAGAAGGAAAUGUUGCUGCAAACAAGUUGGCCUGCUAUGGGAAAGGCCGUGAGACGGAAAUGCAAAAAAAUAUCAUAAUCUUUGUAUUCCCUCCCACUUUUAUCUUAGAUGUACUAAAAGAAGAUAUAUCUUGAACGGGGACUAAACGACCAAUUUCU
Messenger RNA from Nicotiana tabacum (common tobacco), 1036 nucleotides. The record is from RefSeq and is a predicted model, not a curated record. NCBI's taxonomy places the organism in Eukaryota, Viridiplantae, Streptophyta, Magnoliopsida, Solanales, Solanaceae.